AUGAAAUUGCAAAAUGUGCUGUUGAAAUUGUUCUUUUUCACCUGUGUUCAAGCCACGCAUGGUCAUUUUGAUAAUUUUAAAAACGAGGAUGAACUGUCAAACUCUAUGAUCGACAUUCUCCGCUACUGCUCUGCUCCGAUCGACGGCAUAGUGUUAUCCGGAAACUGGGACUACAAAGACGUAAUCAAACUCAACAAAGUCUUCAAUUUUUCCUUACCUCUAAUCCUCAUCGGCCUCCACGAAGACUUUCAUUUCAAAAAGCACAAGCGCUUAAAAAACAUCUACAAUAUGACCGAUACCGUCAUGAAGAAGAAAAAAUAUCCAGGCGCAAAUUUCCUCAUUAUGGUACAUUCCAACAGCAGCUUAUCCCAGGCCUUAAACAUGCUGAGAGAGUCGGUUCUGUGGAACCACGAGGGCGUCUUCCUGAUCGUUUGCAAAAAUUUCGAGGACCGAUGCAGAACCGCUGGAUCUUUUCUCUAUCUGGCUUGGUCCUUCCAUAUUUUGUCCGUUACUCUUUUGUGCUACGACGACGACGAUGUCCUGCAAGUUUAUACUUUCAAUCCGUUCACGCGACUGGCGCCGAAGUUUUGGAACGUCGUCGAAGGGGAGAGAGAAGGAAAGGAUACCAGGUGGACUUUGUUGAAGAAAUCUGUAAACGAUCUUGUCAACGUUUCCUAUGCGACCAUCUGCGAGAACCUAAACUUCGACAAAACGAAAAACCUGGACGGCUUCACCCUGAAAAUGGGCGCGUACAUUCACCCGAAGCUUCUCUCCUACGACCCUAAGAAAACCGGUCUUCGCCGAUUCGGCGGUGUGAACGGCGAAAUAUCACUGGCGAUUUGGAGUCAUUUGAACGCCACAGCCAGUAUAAAUUUCUACUCGAAAUCCGGCUUCAUCGACGACAACGGCUCGCUCCAAAGUUCCCUGCGAGACCUGCUCAAAGGCAAGAUCGAAAUAUUCAUGAACAUGAACCUGAUGCGCGAAUUCUGGAAGCUACAGAGUUACCCUCACGAGACUGCCGGUUUCUGCAUGGUUUCCCGCAAAGAUUCGUUUUCGCAGGUCUCGUUCCAUUACUACAACGUCUUCCAACCCGAAGCUUCGCUGUUCCUCGGAGUCAUCUGCUUGACCUUGGCUGUGACCUUGAAGUAUCUCACGAACCGAUCUUUUCACUUCGCCGCCUUGGAACUGGUCAGGAUGAUCGUUAUGACACCGACUCUGUCGACUCCGCGCAAUCCUGUCAUCAAAAGCCUCUUCGUUUACUUCGCGCUACAGAUGAUGCUUCUGAACACGUAUACCCAUAGUAGGCUGACGUCCUUCGACGUCGUACCGAGGACCAGUCCGACGAUCGACACCGACGUCGACCUGAUCAGGUCGAACCUGAUGAUCUACGGGACACUGAGUUACAAUGAGCUUUUUGGCGCAGAUCCGUGGCUGAAGGACAGAUACAGAUUCGGUAAGUACCCAGAGUGCGUCGAACGUCUGAUGAGAGGAAGCCGCAUAAUCUGCAUCGCCGGAUGCUACGAGGCCAAAUUCAACGCCUACGAGGGUGACGUUCUACACGUGUCCGAUGCCAUAAGGCAGUUCUACAUGAGCUUCUCGGUGAACGAGUACUGGCCUUUUUACUCGAAGUUCAACGAAGUGCUCAGGAGACUGAGCGAAGCUGGAUUCAUCAGGCUCUAUCGGCAGAGAGAAGCCGAAUCAUUUUUGCGAGAUUUGAGCAGUAAGAACAAGGAUUAUCGCGGAUUCUUUCAGCCGUUCUGGUACUUGUGGAUCUACGGGACGGUCGUGGCUGUUGUGGUGUUCUCAGUUGAGAUGGUUUUUUACGAAGUUAAGAAAAGGCUGGAAGUUAGAUGAGCGAAAAGUAUUGAUUUCGUUGGCUUGUGUGUAUCGAAAAUAAACGUUUAUUUUGUGCAAAAAAAUUGCGUUUUUUCUUCUUCUUAUCGAAGAGUCAAUUUAAAAAUGAUAGGUUGGACAGGUAUGAUAUAGCUACGAUCGAUGCUUGGAAGC
Messenger RNA from Nasonia vitripennis (jewel wasp), 2007 nucleotides. RefSeq lists its product as uncharacterized. Bases 1 to 1854 code for a protein of 617 amino acids. The transcript has 3 exons. The record is from RefSeq and is a predicted model, not a curated record. Lineage: Eukaryota; Metazoa; Arthropoda; Insecta; Hymenoptera; Pteromalidae.